Periconia digitata is the source of this 1011-nucleotide messenger RNA. Lineage: Eukaryota; Fungi; Ascomycota; Dothideomycetes; Pleosporales; Periconiaceae. The record is from the annotation of a GenBank genome assembly.
AAAUUCAACGUGGAUCGCAACAUCAAGAGUUUUGUUUUAGUCUGUCAGAUUCUGACAACUGGCACACUCAGGUCUAUUUGCUCGAUUUUCCGACCACCGGGACCUUGUUACAGGACCCAUCACGUCUCGUGGCAUUCGCGCAAGUGGAUCAACUAUCCUUCUGUGCCAGCCAUGUCUAAUCUUCUCGAAGAAGCGUCUCUUCUGAGAGGUGACGAUGAGCAAAACGAAAAGGCCCUGCAACGACCGGCUAGAAACAGGUGGCUCCUCUGGCCUCAGCAGUUGUCUGCCUUAGUUUACGCCUGCUUAUUGUCAUCUUUGACAUACAAUUUGAUACAAUGGCAACAGCUUCGACAAGAGAUAGCGCGACCAGAUAUGUGUCGAUCAAACUACACUGGGCUCGCAUACGACACGCCCAAGAAAUAUGAGAGUAAUUGGGGAAAGAAUGAUAGCGAAGCAGAUGAAUUCUGGGACAGUCUUGAUGCCAGUCCAGUUGUUAUCGCUCUGACCUACGAAGAAGCUGCCUCUAAAUACGGAUUAGGACCUUCUGCGCCGUUUCCAUGGGACAACGAGAAAGGUCUCUACUAUAUCAAAGCAUUCCAUCAUCUUCACUGUCUGAAAAUUAUCCGCAAAGCUGUCAAAAGUUUUGAUCGCACGGGUGCCUGGGAAGGUUCCCGCGAACACCUGUAUCAUUGUCUCAACACAGUCCGCCAAGAUCUGAUGUGCAAAUCCGACGAUACCAUCAUGACCACGGGAAACAAGCCGCACGUCAUUGGCGAUGAUCAGACAGUGUGGUGCCGCAACUGGGACUCACUGGUCGACUGGGCGCAGGACCCGCAACGACAUGCAUGCUAUCGGAUUCUGGACGACGACAAGCCGGUCCAACACUCGCUGGAACUUUACGCAUAUUGUCCCAAAGACUCGCCGCACUACGAAACAAUGCAGGCAUAUUUCAAUAAACACGGGCAUAAAGAUGCAUUCGGCAAGCAGUAUGGUGAGGCACAGCAAACCUGA